AUGGUUCCGCUGGACCCUCCCAGCGGAAUCGUGCCGCGCGCUACCAGUGCGGCACCAGAAGCUUUGGCAACAAUGGCCGCCACCUUCCCCCGAGCUGUGCAGGAGGAGGCGUUUCUGAGGGCGGUUGCUACUGAGCUGAGCAAGCUGGGCUUUAAGAGGACCAAUAGCAUCGCUCUGGGGAACACAUGUCGAGACGAGGUGUGCCGCCCGGUGGUGAGCCUGAUCGACCGGCAAUUCGGACUCUCCUUCAACCUGUCGGGCCUGGGAGGGCUGGUGAAUUGCGGCAAGACGGGCUUUAAGGCCGCCAUGUCGCACUCGCCAGAGUUCAGAGAGCCUGACGGGACUCUGCUCAUAUUCUUCGCCUUCCCACACGUGUCCAUUGGCGAGUCUGGCGAGGUGGGCUCGCUGCUGCGGAGAGGCAGGGGGCGGCCGUCAAGUGCGUGUGGCGCGCUGAUUGCGAUUCAAACCGACCUGAACGAGGCCAAGGGGACGCAGGAGGACCCAUUUGACGAGGAGUACGUGCUGCUCAAGAAGAAGGUUGCCAGCAAGGUGCGUGUGUGGGCGAUGCUGGUAGGUUUGAUGCGGUCGAGAUGGGUGGGGUUGCCUGCAGUCAGGGAGAGUGGAACGAGGCCAAGGGGACGCAGGGGGACCCGUUUGACGAGGAGUACAUGCUGCUCAAGAAGAAUGUCGCUAGCACGGUGUGCCGAUCUGAAUGUAGAUGAGGGGACGCAGGAGGACCCUUGUGACGAGGAGUACGUGCUGCCCAAGAAGGAAAGUGGCCAGCAAGGUCCUUUCUUCCUCCUCUGUUUUCUUCCCUGCCUUUUCCAGGUGACCAAUGGCGGCCCACCUUUGUCACUUGUACAGGUCACACGGGCGGCUCUAGCUGCUAUUAACGAGGACCUGGAGAAGCUUAUAUCGCUUACAGUGGAUCCUGCUACCGCUGACUAUGCUGUCAUUACAGGUGUCCAGAUACACUCUGGAAAUCAGCUGACCUCGCCCGAGGGGACGCAGUUGCACUAUGGGGAGCGGCAGACAGAGGGGCACUUUGGAUUCCGAGCAACGAAAGCAGGGGAUCACACGUUGUGUGUGUGGCUGUCCAGAGGCACAGAGAGGGAUGUGCCGGCAACAGGGAGCGCGCGGGCAGGGCGCAGCAAGGGGAGGGAGAGGAGGAAGGUGGACGUGGCAUGGCGUGUGGGCAAGUCAAAAGACGCACAUCUUUCAGAAGCACCCAGGAAGGAGCAGGUCGAGACCUUUGACUCGGAGCUCCAAGAUCUGGAGAGCAUGGCUGCCUCUGUGGCGGAUGAGCUUGAAUUCUUCCACGAGAGGGAAUUGGAGCUGCAGCAAGUGGUCAACACAACACACUUCAGAAUAGCAUGCAUAAGUCUCGCUUCUCUCCUUGUCUGCAUCGCCCUCACAGCCCUUCAGUUCUGCCACCUCAAAUCCUUCUUCCACCACAAGAAACUUUUGUAA
Molecule: messenger RNA, 1470 nt
Organism: Closterium sp. Naga37s-1
Lineage: Eukaryota; Viridiplantae; Streptophyta; Zygnematophyceae; Desmidiales; Closteriaceae
Source: the annotation of a GenBank genome assembly